Messenger RNA from Trametes versicolor FP-101664 SS1, 1032 nucleotides. RefSeq names its product Aldo/keto reductase. Bases 1 to 1032 code for a protein of 343 amino acids. NCBI's taxonomy places the organism in Eukaryota, Fungi, Basidiomycota, Agaricomycetes, Polyporales, Polyporaceae. The transcript is spliced from 14 exons. The record is from RefSeq and is a predicted model, not a curated record.
AUGAGUACACAGAAGAUGCAAUACGUCCGCCUCGGCAACUCCGGGCUCAAAGUGUCCAGAAUCAUCCUCGGAUGUAUGUCCUACGGCAGCCCCGAGUGGCAGGAUUGGGUGCUGGGCGAAGAAGAGAGCAUCAAGCACAUCAAGUUCGCGUAUGACCAUGGAAUCACGACCUUCGACACGGCCAACAUCUACUCAAACGGACUCUCCGAGGUCGCCCUCGGGAAGGCGAUCAAGCAGUUCAACCUGCCGCGCGAGGAGCUGGUCAUCAUGACCAAGCUGUACUUCGCGAAGCCGAAGGGCCUCACCAAGGCUAUCUGGUCGGGACCCGAGGCGGAAUCCGCUGGGAUCAUCAACCAGAAAGGGCUGAACCGCAAGCACAUCUUCGACUCGGUGAAGGAGAGCCUGCAGCGACUGCAGCUGGACUACGUCGAUGUUUUGCAAUGCCAUCGGUUCGACUACGAGACACCCAUCGAGGAGACUAUGCACGCUCUACACGAUGUCGUCCAGGCGGGACUCGCGCGCUACAUCGGGAUGAGCUCCUGCUAUGCGUACCAGUUCACCCAAAUGCAAAACUACGCGAUCACGAACAACCUCACGCCGUUCAUCUCCAUGCAGAACCACUACAGCCUGAUCUACCGCGAGGAGGAGCGCGAGAUGUUCCCGACGCUGAAGAACUUCGGCGUGGGUGCCAUCCCGUGGUCCCCGCUCGGCCGCGGCAUGCUCACGCACCCGCUUAACACCGAGACGCUGCGCUCCAAGACCGACGCGUAUCAGAAGAUCUACGACAUACCUGCUAUCCCCGCCAUCGUCGGCCGAGUCGAGGAACUGUCCAAGAAGAAGGGCGCAAGCAUGGCGCAGAUCGCGACCGCCUGGAUCCUCGCGAAGCCAGGCGUGACCGCGCCCAUCAUUGGGACGACGAAUCUCAAGAACCUGGAGGACAUCAUCGGCGCGUUGGACGUGAAGCUCACGGAGGAGGACAUUCAGUUCCUCGAGGAGCCGUACACGCCGGUCGCGAUCGUUGGUCACUCCUAG